UAAUUUCCAGCAACCACCUGAUGGGAUCUUUAGGUUCUCGAGUUCUGCUUCUGCUUCUUCGCCAAGUGGUAAGAAAACUAGGAUUUCGAGGAAGAAAUCGGGCAUCACGGGUCGUCGAUUGAAUUUUGGUGCGGAAAAUUAUAAGGCUGAUAAAAGAUCUGGUGGUUCCGAGAAGCAUUUUCUUGCUCAGGAAUGCCCUAAAGAGGAAGAAAAUCCUUUUGAAGAUUCGAUUGCUUCUGCAUUUCAAUCUCCUCUAUUUCCUAACCAUGGUAGUGGGUGCGGAUACGACAGUAAUUUCCAGCAACCACCUGAUUGGAUCUUUAGGUUCUCGAGUUCUGCUUCUGCUUCUUCGCCAAGUGGUAAGAAAACUAGGAUUUCGAGGAAGAAAUCGGGCAUCACGGGUCGCAGAUUGAAUUUUGGUGCGGAAAAUUAUAAGGCUGAUAAAAGAUCUGGUGGUUCCGAGAAGAGUGCAAGGCGCCGAUUGAAUUUUGGUGCGGAAGAUGAUAAAAGAUCUGGUGGUUCCGAGAAGAGUGCAAGGCGAUUUGCUGUUUGCUUGAAGAAGAGGAGAACUGCCAAGAGUGUGCCUUCCAAGUGUGGAUCCCGUUCUUCUAAAGAUAGCUCUUUUUUUGGUUGUGGACUUGGCAAUGGAAUCAUGUAUAUGAUGUCAGCUGGGAAAGCUGAGAUCAGUAAGCUAAGCAAUGCCAUGGAUGAUAAAAGAAGGUUAGCCAAAGUUGCUGCUAGCUCAAAAGAGUUAAGCAGUAAUAAUGAACUAGAGUUUUAUAGAGCAGGUACAGGGCACAAUAAUGACCCCAAAGCUAUCAAAGUUUCUGGGAUCCCAAUGAUUGAUGAUGUUGAAUGCCCAAGUAGUGUUCUUACAGAAGAGCCAGAGCCACAGCUGCUGGAAAUGGAUCAACUGGAAGCAGAGCUUGCAUCUGAACUACAAAAACUUCUAUGGUCCUAUCCUGAAGCUUCUGGUAAUGAAGGAGUUGGACCAAAUAUGGACAAGAAUGAGACUUUUUCUGGUGGGCUUCACAAACUGGAGGGUCAGAGCACUAUUUCUUGCCAAUGCCAUAGAGUAUUGACAUCUGAACUGGAUCGGAAACUGUCUCAUUUGCUCAUCGAACAGCAGAAAAAUCAAAUUGAGGAGCUAGAAUCUGAAUUGCAUUCUGCCCAGUCCAAACUCCAUGAGAAGGAAGCUGAACUCCAGGCACUGAAGGACUGCAUAAAACGCCUGACUGAAUUCUCCCUAUCAACUGUAUCAGAUGAUGAAGCUGUGACAUAUGCUGAGCAAGAGUGCACAAGUGAAUGGGAUAACGAGAGCAACAUGGGUUCUGAGUUAAGGAAAUCGACGGUGGGGAUGAAAAGGUCUAUAGGGACUGCAUAAUUCAGUUGUUAACAUGUUUGAUUUUAGUUUAUUAUACCAUAUGUUAAUGUGAAAUGUGUCUAUAUGAUGUGGGUAGGAAGGUAAGGAUUUUUAUUUUUAACAUGCAAGGACUUUUAUUUUAAUUUUUCUUAUGUCUAUAAUUUAAUGUCUAGAGCUGAGCUCUCUUUUAUCUUUUACUAAAUCGAUUUGACUUUAGCUUGCUUGUAUCAUUUCUAGUUCUAGGACUAACACUUUGUUGAGUGCAAUAACGAAGGCCAUAAAUCAUA
This is a messenger RNA of Manihot esculenta (cassava), 1650 nucleotides long. RefSeq lists its product as uncharacterized. Gene Ontology annotation, biological process: asymmetric cell division. The record is from RefSeq and is a predicted model, not a curated record. The coding region runs from base 653 to 1384 and encodes 243 amino acids. The transcript has 5 exons. Lineage: Eukaryota; Viridiplantae; Streptophyta; Magnoliopsida; Malpighiales; Euphorbiaceae.